GUUUUUUUCUGAAAAUAAGACAUUUUAGAAAUAUGUUUGUCGAUUGUCAUCGAAAAAUAUACUCUGGUGGUAAUUAUAUAAAUUACUAAUUACACAUAGUGGUGAAAUGAGUUCCAAAUUUAUUAUUGAUAGUAUGCUUCCAAAGUAUCAUACAAAUCAUCAAACCACAGCUGCAAAUCUUGGUGUUCAUCCACAAUUUCAAGGACAUUUAUUCCCAAAUUCCCCAAGUUCAGGUUUAUCUGGUGUAUCUAGUGCGUUAGACAGUCUUACAUCAUCCGCUGCAUCCGCUGUUAAUUAUAGUACAACCUCAUCGCCAGCCGGUUCAUCACCAAAUAGUACAUCAUCAUCGGCAUCACCUGGAGCUACAAUUGUUGCAAACAGAAUGUAUCCAUACGUAUCUGCUGCGACGGCAGCUGCCGCACACCACCACCAUCAACAGCAACAAGCCGUAGCGGCUGCAGCUUUCGGUGCAGCGGCUGCAUCUGGUUCAAUGGUACCUGGUUUCUCAUCUUCAGCGGCUGCCGCCUCAUCAGCAGCAUUAGCCGCUGCGGUAGAUGCCGCGGCUGCAGAUAAAUCAUGCCGGUAUACAGCCGGUCUAACGGGUGCAACACCCACAGCCGACUCAAUGGUCAAUUAUACACUUGGACAUCAUCACCAGAAUGGGGCUGCAGCCGCCGCCGUAUCAGCAGCAAAUAGUGUAAGUGCAGCAUCUGCAUCAAUGCAAGCCGUCGCUGCACAAUUUUACCAUCAGGCCGCGAGUGCUGUGGUCGAUCCAUUAUCAUCGGCAUGUAACACACAACCAGGUGCCACACCGGGUGGACAGCCUAUUCCAGACAUUCCUAGAUAUCCAUGGAUGUCCAUUACCGACUGGAUGAGCCCAUUUGACCGUGUGGUGUGCGGUGAGUACAAUGGGCUUGGUCCACUGGCAGCGGGCGGGAUCGGAGAAAGGAUGAUUGAAGCUGCAAACCUUUUGGGUCCAAAUGGAUGUCCAAGACGAAGAGGAAGACAAACAUACACACGUUUUCAAACACUUGAACUAGAAAAAGAAUUCCAUUUUAACCAUUACUUAACCAGACGACGACGAAUUGAAAUUGCUCAUGCGCUAUGCCUAACAGAACGUCAAAUAAAAAUUUGGUUCCAAAAUAGACGAAUGAAAUUGAAAAAAGAAUUACGUGCCGUCAAAGAAAUAAACGAACAAGCGCGAAGGGAACGGGAAGAACAGGACCGAUUAAAGCAACAGCAACAAGAAAAACAAGCAAAAUUAGAACAACACCAUAACAGUCAUCAUCAGCACCAUCAUGAUCCGAUGAAAGGUAUGAGUUUGGAUAAAACGGGAGGUGCAGCUGAUUUAUUAAAAGCUGUUUCAAAAGUUUCCACAUAA
This is a messenger RNA of Chrysoperla carnea, 1381 nucleotides long. RefSeq names its product homeobox protein abdominal-A homolog. The transcript is spliced from 4 exons. NCBI's taxonomy places the organism in Eukaryota, Metazoa, Arthropoda, Insecta, Neuroptera, Chrysopidae. Gene Ontology annotation, biological process: negative regulation of transcription by RNA polymerase II; anterior/posterior pattern specification. Gene Ontology annotation, cellular component: nucleus. The coding region runs from base 107 to 1381 and encodes 424 amino acids. Gene Ontology annotation, molecular function: DNA-binding transcription factor activity, RNA polymerase II-specific; RNA polymerase II cis-regulatory region sequence-specific DNA binding. The record is from RefSeq and is a predicted model, not a curated record.